Penaeus monodon (black tiger shrimp) is the source of this 336-nucleotide messenger RNA. Its product is annotated as LIM and SH3 domain protein 1-like. The record is from RefSeq and is a predicted model, not a curated record. NCBI's taxonomy places the organism in Eukaryota, Metazoa, Arthropoda, Malacostraca, Decapoda, Penaeidae. Gene Ontology annotation, molecular function: actin filament binding. Gene Ontology annotation, cellular component: focal adhesion.
GCAUAUGGCCCUUCCCACCAGCAGUAUGGAGGAGCUCCCCUCUCCUCACAACACCGCCACCCUCCCCAGUCCUCCUCCACAUCAUUCCUCAUCCAAACCUCAUCCUAUCACCAUCACCCAGCCCCACAAAACAUGUAUCAUGAUGCCAACCACAACUCCCCAUACUCUGCCCGAACGUCCCAGACCCUCAUCUACUCCAGUCAGACUGGACCAGUGCAACAGCAGCCUAACCGUCGUGUUGGUAGCAUAGCUGACUACGACCCAGUGAAUGAGCAGUAUGGUUCAAUUAGCCAGCACACAGGUUCUGGUGGCUAUCGACAGGAAACAUCGUAUCAG